AUGGAUGGAUUGCUCUGCGUCGACGCCGGCGUUGUAGCAAGGACCGACAGGAUGAUAUCAUACACGGACGCACAUGUGAAGCCGUCGAUCGAGACAAGGACCGAAAGAGGAAACCACCUUCUAAAUCGAGCAGGGAGGGCGCAAGCGUCCAGCGUGUCGCUCCCGACGCGUCAUAUUGACGACGCGGGCAAUCUCCCUUCCCCACUCGCGUCUCAGUCCGCGCUGCGACUCGCGCCGAUCUCCAUCUCCGCGCUCUCUCGCCGAGUGCGCCCUCUCACUGCGGCCGACUCCCGUGACUGCCUGCCGCCUCCCCUCAGCCCUCGUGGCGUGCACAAGCGGACGUCUGCCCAGGGAGCGUCCCCAAAGUGGCAAGUCCCACCCCUCGAGAGUCCCUCCAUCUCACGCGCUGUCCUCGCGUCCCCGCUAGCACGCGCGUCACGGCGCCAUAGCAGGCGCGUACAGGACACAACGCGCCGCGCCGCACGCGCACCACGCAAGGCUGUGCUACCGAACGAAGCCUCCCUCGCGCGUGUAUCUGUACUGCAUCCAUCGUCGCCCUGCCAAUCCAACUCACACAGAUUCAGAUCCACACAGAUCGUUUGGUGCGCCAUACCACGCCGUCAAGCGCUCCCACCUUGCGUGGGACAACAGGCAAGUGCCCGCCCGGUCACCCGUCUGCCGCUCACCCACCGCUCUCACAGCAUCCCGUCGGUCCUGCACGUCGCGUCCGGGGACACCGUCUCCUUCGACUGCCUCGACGCGUCCAACGGCCAGCUCACGCCCACAUCGGACCUCGCGGCGCUCGCGGCCCUCGACUUUGCACGCCUGGACCAGGUGAACGGCCCCGUGCACGUCGCGGACGCGCGCCCCGGCGACACGCUCCGCGUCGACGUGCUGGACGUGCGCGCAGCAGACUGGGGCUGGACCGCGCUCAUCCCCGGCUUCGGCUUGCUCGCGGACGAGUUCCCCGCGCCCGCGCUGAAGCUGUGGACGCUUCCGGGCGCGGAGGGCGGGGCGGGGCGGGCCUACGCGUGGUUCGAUGAGGCGCGUGGGAUACGCGUCCCGCUGCGGCCGUUUGCGGGCGAGAUGGGGGUCGCGCCGGCGCAGCGCGGCGACGAUCCCGCUGUACAGGACUGGCGGGAACAUCGACACGAGGCACGUCACGGCCGGCGCGACGCUCUUCCUGCCCGUGGAGGUCGAGGGCGCGCUGUUCUCCAUCGGGGAUGGGCAUGCCGCGCAGGGCGAUGGAGG
Postia placenta MAD-698-R-SB12 is the source of this 1251-nucleotide messenger RNA. RefSeq lists its product as hypothetical. The record is from RefSeq and is a predicted model, not a curated record. Gene Ontology annotation, molecular function: hydrolase activity, acting on carbon-nitrogen (but not peptide) bonds, in linear amides. Lineage: Eukaryota; Fungi; Basidiomycota; Agaricomycetes; Polyporales; Adustoporiaceae. The transcript is spliced from 3 exons. The annotation marks the transcript as partial.